AUGUCACCAGCAUCAGGAAAUCUGCUCAACCCUCUCUCACUCUCACCUACCGACCCUUCUUCCUCAUCCCAAUCAGCCGGUCCAUCAAGGAUGACCACGCAAUCCAGCAAACCACCUCGGUUCUACUUACCUUCCCCAUCCAACUCAUCACCUCAUACACCCGUCUAUCCGCUAUCCAGAGUAGUAUCCAGAGCUCAUUCAGAUACCAAUGCAGCUGCGGGAAGCAGCACUUCUACCUCUACGUCCACGUCAACUUCUAAAGAUGCGCUAUACUCGAGGAGGAGUAGAUCGAGAGCCUCCAUCAAUAACUUGCGAUCCACUUUGGAACUAUAUCAGAUUGAUCAUGGUGUCACUUCACCUGAUCUGAGUAACUUAGCUGGGACGUCAACUGAUACAGAUACGACUCAAGGUCAUCCACAUGAACAAUCACAACAGCAAGAAGUAUUCAAUAAUGACGAUGGCUCACCAUCGAGCUUGUCGCCUUCAUCGUUAAUAGGGAAUUCAAAGAUGGACGCCUUGGUGGAGAUUCAUAGGGUAUUGUAUAGGGGUAAAGAGGAUUUACAAGUGAAAAGAAUCGAAUUGACUUUGAGAGAAGAGGUCGAUCAGGUUAAGAGGGUGGUAGAUAGAUGGUUUGAAAGUGAUUGUGUAUACGACCAACCACUGGUCCAUCUGACAUCUCGAGAAACCAUGUUGAUGCAUUUCGCACUGUUACACGCAUUCGGUACAGUUUAUCUACCGAGCAUACGACCUUCAGCUCUGAUCAUUCACCUUAAAGAGGUAAUAUCGCUUUUACGAAUAAGCCUACUACCCAUAGAAGAACAUGGGAAAUCUCCAGGAGCAGAAGGUAAAAAGAAGGAAUCAGAUAUGAUCGAAUGGCCGAAGUCACCAGGCGAAGAAGAGCAUCUACUGGGACUAGGACUAGGUAUGAGUGCAGCAGAUGAGCAUCUAUUGACUACCAGGAAGCCGAGUCUACAUUCUUCGCGAGAUCACACAGCACUUAGUGAUGGGAGCAAGACUUACGAUGGCUGGUGGAAAUUGUGGGAUGUCACGGCGGAUUGCAAAGAGAUCGGAGAGAUGGAAUGUUAUGACGGUCAUUACUUAGCCAUGAUCGAACAUGUGAUCCGCCUAUCGCUCUUCCCAACCUAUCGCAACUCAACCAAAACCGCUCCUUCCACUUCCCACCCAUCAGCCUACUUUCAUCCUAAAACACCUAACCCUCAUUUCAAGCAUCCCCCUAGUAGUCCCCAGAAGUAUACCGGAAAGUCGCAAAGUCCAAUCCUUGGUAUAGGUAUCCCAGCUGUCCCCGUUCCAUCGUUCGCUAAGAAGAUAUACAUGUGUUUCUACAGGGACUUCGUAGAGUGCUGGUUGGAUUGGGACUUAAGGGUGAAUACGAUGAUCCAGUUUAACGAGGUUGGCAAAGCGACCCAUGUACGGGAUGUGAUAGAUAUUCGAGACCUGGUAGAAUCCUUCGUGCCGCUCGCCAAAAAACUACAUCUCAUUACGACUAUAAUAGGCUUUAUAACCAGCUUGAUCGGGGGUAUUCUCUUGACCUCUUUGGCAAGUAACAAUCAAGCUGUGAAAGUCGUCCAGCGGGGUAAAAUCAUCAGCGUGUCUGAGCCUAUCGAAGGGAUGGAGAAAUGCAGUGAUACCAAUAAAGAUGCGGUGGAUGAAAUGGUGUCUAGGUCUGAGAAGGAUAGAGGUGAUACAACACCCUCAGGGUCAGAAGAGAAAUCACCAUUGAACAGUACCAAAUCAUCCUCUUCUGCGCCUAUGCGAGUCAAAUCACCCAUCAUGGAUCCUCAAGCUCGAUCAAGAAAGAUGAGUGCUCCCACUCCGAUGUCCGGUACACAUAAUAUAUUGGGAUUGGAAGGUGUCUCACCGCCUAUUUCUGUAAAAGAGGGUAAGAGUUAG
This is a messenger RNA of Kwoniella botswanensis, 1911 nucleotides long. RefSeq lists its product as uncharacterized. The record is from RefSeq and is a predicted model, not a curated record. Lineage: Eukaryota; Fungi; Basidiomycota; Tremellomycetes; Tremellales; Cryptococcaceae. The transcript is spliced from 6 exons. Bases 1 to 1911 code for a protein of 636 amino acids.